Molecule: messenger RNA, 978 nt
Organism: Aspergillus bombycis
Lineage: Eukaryota; Fungi; Ascomycota; Eurotiomycetes; Eurotiales; Aspergillaceae
Product: phosphate carrier protein 2
Exons: 4
Coding region: 1-978 (325 amino acids)
Biological process (GO): mitochondrial phosphate ion transmembrane transport
Cellular component (GO): mitochondrial inner membrane
Molecular function (GO): phosphate transmembrane transporter activity
Source: RefSeq, a predicted model, not a curated record
AUGUCUUCCUCAUCGCAACUUAGCUCGCUCCCCAGCACGGGGUACGGGCACCAGAGAGUCGCAGGAGCUAGAGAGCAGACAGGAUCCGGAAUUGGGGUGUACAGUAGAUAUGCAGUGGCUGGGGGCAUCUGCUGCUCGUUCACACAUGCAGUUCUCACCCCGAUUGAUGUUGUGAAAACAAGGAUGCAGCUUAACCCUCUGUUGCACCGCCAGGGUAUCUGGAGCGGUUUACGGCAAGUGACCGUCCAGGACGGGGUGGCGGCCUUGGCCACUGGAUUCGGCCCCACGGUUACUGGGUACUUCUUGCAAGGAGCUUGCAAAUUUGGCGGAUAUGAAUUCUUCAAGCAACUGACAGUCGAUGCCAUCGGGCACGACGCCGCGUCUAGAAACCGGAAUGCCGUCUAUUUGACCUCCUCUGCUAUGGCGGAGUUCUUUGGGGUUCUACUUCUGUGUCCGUUUGAAGCCGUUCGAAUUCGUCUCGUCUCUCAGCCGACAUUUGCUCGAGGCCUUGCAGAUGGCCUCGGAAAGAUGGCAUUACAGGAAGGGGUCAAUGGCCUAUACUCUGGCCUGGGGCCCAUAUUACUGAAGCAGAUUCCGUACACGAUGGCUACGUUCGUUGUGUAUGAGAAAGCCAUCGACUUGGCAUAUCAGUCGCUGGAUCGGUCGAAGUUAUCCACUGCGGCACACACUGGGAUCAAUCUCGGCUCCGGCCUGCUGGCAGGAGUGGCGGCCGCGCUUGUUUCACAGCCGGCAGACACGAUGCUGAGCCAGAUCAACAAAACGCAAGCACAGUCCGGAGAAGGAACUAUCCGGCGAUUAUUUAACAUCGCCUCCACACUUGGGAUCCGUGGCAGUUAUGCGGGCAUUCGAGCCCGACUGGUCAUGGUCUCCGGUAUGACUGCGGGCCAGUUUGCCAUCUAUGGUGAUAUCAAACGGAUGCUCGGCGUAGCACCAGGAACCGUCGAUACCAACCACUGA